Molecule: messenger RNA, 2485 nt
Organism: Chaetomium strumarium
Lineage: Eukaryota; Fungi; Ascomycota; Sordariomycetes; Sordariales; Chaetomiaceae
Product: Metallo-dependent phosphatase-like protein
Exons: 3
Coding region: 169-2175 (668 amino acids)
Biological process (GO): nucleotide catabolic process
Molecular function (GO): hydrolase activity
Source: RefSeq, a predicted model, not a curated record
AGGCUGAAUCUCGAGCGAUCUGCAAGAUAAGUAUUGGAGAUCUCUCACCGCGUUAGCCAAUUUGGAUAUCUAGCCGUCAUAUGUCUUGACUCCUUUCUUUCUGUAAAUUCUGCAGCAUAGCAUACCCGAGGUUAACAUUCCUUCUAAUUACACCUUUCGUUCCUCACCAUGAGCCACUCAUCCUCCACCCCACCAUCCGCCGACCCCGUCGUCACAUUCAGCUCGGGCCGCGACCUCAGCACCCCCCCGGACCUCCGAAUACUGCACUACAACGAUGUCUACCACCUAGACGCCUCGUCGGCCGAGCCGGCCGGCGGCAUCGCGCGGUUCGUGACGCUCUGCAACGAGUACCGCUCGGCGGAGCGGUUCCGCGGGCAGCCCGACCUGGUCACGCUCUUCUCGGGCGACGUGUUCAACCCGAGCCUGGAGAGCUCCGUCACCAAAGGCAGCCACAUGGUGCCGCUGCUCAACCUGCUCGGCACCGACUGCGCCUGCGUCGGUAACCACGACCUCGACUUCGGCGUCAGCCAGUUCCGCCACCUAACCGCUCGCUGCACCUUCCCCUGGCUGCUGGCCAACGUGCUCGACCCGGCGCUGGGCGAGGGCGUGCCCCUCGGCAACGCGCGCAAGACCCACAUGAUCACGGCGUCCAACGGGCUGCGCAUCGGGCUGCUCGGGCUAGGCGAGCGCGAGUGGCUCGAGACCAUCAACGCGCUGCCGCCGAACAUCGUCUAUCGGUCGGCCACCGAAGUGGCGCGCGAGCUGGUCCCGCAGCUGAGGGCGCAGGGCGCGGAUAUUGUCAUUGCGCUGACCCACAUGCGCGAGCCGAACGAUAACAAGCUGGCGCGGCAGUUGGCGGAGGGGAAGGGCAAGGCGAUGGUGGAUCUGAUCCUGGGCGGGCACGACCACUUCUACGCGCACAGUUUCAUCAACGGCACGCAUGUGCUGCGGUCCGGGUCGGAUUUCAAGCAGCUCAGUUACAUCGAGGUGCGGCGGCGGGAAGGGGGGGAUGGUGGGCGGGAGAAAUGGGAUGUAGAUAUCUGGCGGCGGGAUGUGGUGCGGGCGGUCCGGGAGGAUCCGGAGACGCUGGCGCUCGUGGACAAGCUCACGGCGAAGCUGAAGAAGAGCCUGGAGAAGCCGAUCGGGUUCACGGCGGCGCCGCUGGACGCGCGCUUCACCACCGUCCGCGUCAGGGAGAGCAACCUGGGCAACUUUGUGUGCGACCUCAUGCGCCACCACUACGGCGCCGACUGUGCCAUCAUGGCGGCCGGCACCAUCCGCGGCGACCAGGUGUAUGCGCCCGGCCCGAUCAGGGUCAAGGACGUGACGGAUUGCUUCCCGUUCGAGGACCCCGUGGUGGUGAUCAAGGCGUCGGGGAAGGCGAUCUGGGAUGCGCUGGAGAACGGCGUCUCGCUGUAUCCCGCGUUGGAAGGCCGCUUCCCCCAGGUGUCCAACAUCACCUUCACCUUCGACCCGUCCCGUCCCGUCGGUUCCCGCAUCGUCUCAGCCGAGAUUGGCGGCUCGCCGCUGGACGAGAACCGAGUCUACGUCCUCGCCACGAGGGGCUACAUGGCGCGCGGCAAGGACGGCUACCGCAGCCUACUGAUCCAGCCCGAGGGCGGAGAGUGCGAGGAGCUCGUGUCGGAGGAGAACGGGAUGCUGCUGUCGGCCAUGCUGCGGCAGUAUUUCAUGUCCCUAACGGUGGUGGCGAAGUGGAAGGGCUGGGAGCCAUCGUUGGAUCAGCAUUGGUCCAAAGUCGGAGACGGCGUCGCCAAGUGCCACCCCAUCAUACCAGCAUCACCCACGGUGAGCCCAACCAACGAGAAGUCCGGCAGCGGAGCGGACGGCAGCGAGGAAAAGGGCUGGGCCGCGUGGACGCCUACCAGGAUCCGGCAGCGGCGCGCCAGCAUCCCGCCCAUGCUGGCGUCCGCCGAAGACGACAGCGAGAGCGAGGACUCCGGCGAGGAUGGGGAGCGCGCCCGCCAGAAGGCCCACGCGCUCGACAGGGAGCUCGCCAUCAUGCGCCGCGUCUUCCACAAGUGGUGCCGCCGGGCUGGCGUGAACGGGAAUACGUGUGACGAGCUGCCGCAGGGUGAGAGCGAGGUGUCUUGGACGAGGGCGAUUGCUCCCCGCGUGGAGGGGCGGAUACGGAUGGUCAGUGUGGGUGCAGAAUAGCGCGUGGAUAUCGAUGAAUUAUUGAGGCGUUCCCUUCCCCUGUAUAGACUGCGUUCCUGGUUCACUAACUAGAGCUACAAUGUCAUGUCUUAUUACCCGGUAGCGAGUCUACUAGUGAGAGACAUGGAUGAGGGGUAUAGCUUGGUAGGAAGAGAAGCUAGGCCCAUUUCCUCGUCAAUGAACGGAGAGCGGGCAAGCCCCCGUCUCUCUAUGCGGCCGUUGUAUCAUCACGGCGAAGAGGAGCAUGCUAAUACAGCAUCCUACAGCAGAGAACCCAUCAUCAGUCAGUCAGUAGUACUUAUCAGUCAUG